Molecule: messenger RNA, 796 nt
Organism: Pseudomyrmex gracilis
Lineage: Eukaryota; Metazoa; Arthropoda; Insecta; Hymenoptera; Formicidae
Product: CCR4-NOT transcription complex subunit 6-like
Exons: 4
Coding region: 158-796 (212 amino acids)
Molecular function (GO): protein binding
Source: RefSeq, a predicted model, not a curated record
CCAAUCCGGCAGCUCCGUUUGGCGCACGAUCGCUGCAGUUGAUAAAUGGAGGAUCCGUGUUUGUCAAGGUAGUUUUGUUUACGCGGAAAUUUUCAUUCGGUAACAACUCUCCGCGCGUUUCGUUUGUGCUGAAGAGGUAGAUGAAGAAUAUUGUAACAUGUCUCGCAAUCAUAAGGACAAGUAUGAAAAUUCCAAACCAAGCCGUAUGUACACGCUCAUGUGUCCUGAAGAUUAUCAGUCAGGGAAGAAAUCUCAUUGGUCGGAGUUGGAGAUAACAGGCAGUAUAAGGAAUCUAAGUCCCAAUCUAUGGCAAAUGAUUCACUUGACUGCUUUGUAUUUGAACGACAAUAGUUUGCAAAGGCUACCACCUGAAAUCGGUCGUCUUGUCAACCUACGUAUCUUAGAUCUCAGCAGUAAUAAGCUGCGUAGUCUACCUGCUGAACUGGGGGACCUUAUCUACCUCAGGGAGUUGUUUUUGAACCAAAACUACCUUCGCGUGUUACCAUAUGAAUUAGGAAAGUUGUUCCAGUUACAAGUGCUUGGACUUCAAGGAAAUCCACUGAGUAAGGAUGUUAUGACGUUGUACGGGAAUGGAGAGCCAGCGGGAACAAACAAGCUGCUAACAUUUAUGCUGGACAACUUACAAGAUCCGGCGCGAUUCUUGCGAGAUGUUUCACGUGCAUUGACAUGUGUCCGAAAAAAUCGGGAAGUAUCCAGAAAUAUGCAUUCGUGCCAAGAAUUGUUUCGCGCUGGCGAAAAACAACAUCGGAUAGUAACGCGCGGUUUUGCUGCAUGA